GGAUCACGGGGGAAAUCCGGCCGGAAACAAGGGGACGAUGGAAGAAAUUGGUGUCAGCCUGGAUGUUAAUCUCUUGUCCCGAUUCACGACUGUUGGGGACACCUUUCACAAGGGCUGAUCUUCGUUCGAUGCAUACUCAAUACCGCCGGGCGUCCCUUAAACGCUCGCAUCCUUGUCGAGACGGCCUUUAAAUAUGGCGACCGAUACGGAACAGCCUGGGACCGGAAAAUGCCAUGUUCAAAGUUUAUUCUGGCUCCCAUUACAUUGAGACAGAAGACGAGCUACGGAGAAGCGGCAUCAAGCCGGUUGAAGUUCGGGUCCGUGCUGACCAAGUCCUGUUCACCCAUGGUGGGCUUUGGGUAGAGACACUUGGAUCCUGUGGUGGCAAUCUGAUGUGGAUGGGAGUGUCUACGGAUCUUGUUGGCCUCCAUAUUGAGAGAUACAGUCUCCAUUUCAUUGCUGAUGCCCAUGCGGCUUCACAUUUUCUUAGUCGCUGAAUGGUUUCUAAUCACUCUAUCUGAUUUGAAUGCACGUUGAGGUAGAUUGGUGUAAGCAUAUAGGAUGAACUUCCGGUUGCCUCAACAUCCGGACUCCCUUUGACCCCUAUUUGCAAGAAUACCUACAUACAUUCCGUUAUUGAAGUGAGAAUAGAUUGAUUCUAGUGGACUUAACUACUAGGUUAUAUUUUAUAGGGG
Messenger RNA from Aspergillus novofumigatus IBT 16806, 695 nucleotides. RefSeq lists its product as uncharacterized. Lineage: Eukaryota; Fungi; Ascomycota; Eurotiomycetes; Eurotiales; Aspergillaceae. The coding region runs from base 234 to 497 and encodes 87 amino acids. The transcript is spliced from 2 exons. The record is from RefSeq and is a predicted model, not a curated record.